Symbiodinium necroappetens is the source of this 672-nucleotide messenger RNA. NCBI's taxonomy places the organism in Eukaryota, Dinophyceae, Suessiales, Symbiodiniaceae. The record is from the annotation of a GenBank genome assembly.
AUGUCCCUGCUUUUGUUCACAAGUUUUCUCUUAGCCUCUCAUGGCUCGCCGUCGCAGGAUGCCCUACAGAUGUUGGCUCUGCCGGCAUCCCUCGCCCAAGGUCAAGGCUCUGGCGAUGGCGGCAGCGGCAGCAUGUCAGGCCAGUGCCUGCUUCAGCUGCUUAACAUGGACAGCGGCAUCCACGACGUCCAUAUGCUCAUGUCCCUCUGGCCAGCGCUGCUUGUGGCAGGUCUCGCCGUGUUGAAGGGCGGCUGGCUUGCGGCGGUGGUUGGAAGCAACGUGUUCCUGCCAGCCUUCAUCGCCGGAUUCGGAAAGUACCUCGUGGCCUUCCGGCUGCGGCCUGAAUCAGAUCUUGAAAACGAGGCGCUGCAUCUGGAUUUCCUUCCCCCCGGGCCGCAGAUGAGUUCCCACGUUGAGCUGCGGAUCGCAGCAGUGCUGGGUGCCAUCGUGGGCUUCUCCGCGCUGAGCGUGUGCAGCUGGAUCUACACCGUCAGAACCCGAUCGCCGGAGGAGACACGACCGCACGUGGCCUAUUUGAUUCAGGCAUACCGACCUGAGUGUGCCAUUUGGGAGGCCAGCUUGUCUUGUCGGGUCGAUCAUCAUAGUCGUAGCCUGCAGAGCGCUUCCUUUAAAGGGUUAAAGGGUUCCCGGUUACCACAAGGUUUUUACUAG